UUGCCCCAGCUCCUGGCCUACUGCCUGGCACGUAGUAGGUACUCAGUAAAUAUUGGUUGAAUAAGGGACUGCAGCACAGUGGCAGCGGCCGCUUCCGUGCCCAAGCCUGCCACGCCACCAGCGCCACGACUUGCUUGGCUGGGGGAUGGGGAGGCACACCCUGGGUGUGAGUCCUUUUCUCCUCCUUUUCAACUUGCCAGUGUAACUUUAUGUGAGCACAACUCCAGAAGCUCCCAGGACAAGGCCACCGCCCCGGAAUCAGGGCCUUCCCAGUUCUGCCUUCGGGGAGGGGAACGGGGGUGGCCCGCGAGAAGCCAGUUACGAGCGCCUCCUGAAGUCCCUCCCGCCGCCCCGCGUCGCUCUAAGGCGGAGGCCGGGGAGGGGGCCGCGCCGCCCGCCCGCUCUGCGCUCGGCUCCAGACUUCGGCAUUUCCUCCCCGCUAGCUGGCGCGGACUCGCCUCCCCUCGGAAGAGGAAACUCCUGGGGCCGAGUAACGGGAACAAGAGCGGAGGAGAGCGGACACGAGCGCGGAGGGGGAGCCCGGGAGUGCCGCCCAGGGUAGGAGGCAAGCCGGGCCGGGUCGGAAGCUGGCCGCGGGCGGCGCGCCGGGCGGGGCGGGGAGGGCCGCCGGGCGGGACAGAGCUCGCAGCCCGCGCAGGGCGCGGCCCGGGGCCCGGGAGCGCAGGGCGGGCCGCAGCUGGAAGGAAAACUUGAGCUGGGAGAGGAGGCCGAGCUGGAGGGCGCCUUCCCCGGACCCUGCGAGGGGAAAGCCGCCGCGGAGGCGAAGGAGACCGGGACCGCGGGGCUGCCGGGGCGCUGCCCGCAUGCUGGGCCGGGGGCGCCGCCGGGGCUCGCGCCCUGGGCUGCAGGGCCGCCGCUGUCCCGGGCGCCCGGUAUGUCGGUGCACUACACCCUCAAUCUGCGCGUCUUUUGGCCCCUGGUGACCGGCCUGUGCACUGCCCUUGUGUGCCUCUACCAUGUCCUCCGGGGAAGCGGGGACGACCGGGCUGAGCCCCCCGACGGUGCGGACGGCGGCUUCCCGCUGCUCAAGGUGGCCGUCCUGCUCCUCCUUGGCUACAUCCUCCUGCGCUGUCGCCACGCCGUCCGGCAGCGCUUCCUGCCAGGGUCUCCCCGCCUGGGGAGACACUCCACCUUCUCUCCUAAACACUUCCGAGAGCCGAGCCUUGGCAUUUUGCUGGAGAGUUACUACGAGCACGAGGUGCGCCUCUCUCCGCACGUGCUGGGCCACAGCAAGGCGCACGUGAGCCGGAUCGUGGGCGAGCUGGUGCGGGCUGGCCGCGCCCGGGGGUCCCCGGGCCCCAUCCCCGGCGGGGCGCUGGCGUUGGCCUUCCGCGGAGACUUCAUCCAGGUGGGCAGCGCCUACGAGCAGCAUAAAAUCCGGCGGCCCGACGGCUUCGACGUGCUGGUGCCACUGCGCCUCCCGCCAUUGGUGGCGCUGGAGCCUCGGAGCCUGGGCGCCGAGCCCGCGCUGGCCCCAGCCUUCCACGGCUGUUUCGUGUGCGCGCUUAAGGCGCCGCCGGGGGCCUCCGGGGGCCACUGGCUCCGGGACUGCAAACCCUUUGCCGACGGCUUCUGCGUGGACGUGCUCGGGCGGCGUCACCUCUCCGCCACUAUGGUGCUUCGCUGGUUCCAGUCGCACCUGCAGCGUUCCCUGGCCACCGUGCGCUACAGCCUGGAGGGGCGUUGUCGGGUCAGCCUGACCCCCGGCGGCCUGGAGCAGCCUCCUACCCUGCACAUCCUGCCGUGCCGCACGGAUUACGGCUGCUGCCGCCUUUCCAUGGCAGUGCGUCUCAUCCCCGCUGUGCAUUUGGGCGAUGGCGUUUUCCUCGUGGCACCACCGCCGCCACCCUCACCUGUGGGGCCCCUGUCGGAGCUCCCGGGAGGCCUGCGCACUGAUGCACUGUGGGGUGUGAAUACAGCGCGUCAGGAGCAGAAGCUGCUGAGCUGGCUGCAGGAACGGGCCCCUCCAGGUGCCUGCUACCUCAAGUGCCUGCAGCUGCUUAAAGCUCUGCGAGACCUGGGCGCCCGCGGGCUGGACCCGGCGGCCGCCACCCAGUGGGGACGCAUUCUGUCCUCGUACAUGCUCAAGACAGUGCUGCUGGCGGUGCUGCUGCGUGAGGGGGCUCCGGUUCAAGGCUGGGACGAGGCACACCUGGGUGAGCGGUUGGAAGAAUUAGUGCAGUUCCUUAGAGACUGCCUGCUGCGACGCCAUACGCUCUUCCACUGUGUCCUGGGCCCUGGUGGGGCCGCUGCCGAGGUGGGCCCACUGCCCAAGGUUCUGCGUGAAGCUGCCCCGGUUGACCUCCUGGCCGCGUUCGACAGACAUGCCCGGGAACUCGCGGCUGCGAGGUUGCUGUCCACGUGGCGAAGGCUGCCCCAGCUUCUCCGGGUCUAUGGGGGUCCUCGCUACCUUGCCAGGUGCCCCCCACCCCGGAGUCAGCGCACCCAGGGCUUCCCUGAAGAUGAACCAUAAACCUUGACAGUGCCUCCACCUGGCCAAAAGCUCCUAAAGCCAACACCCCCCACCCCCCACCCCGGGGGUGGGGACGGCAACGAAGCCAGUUUAUCGCAAGGAAAUGAGCUGCCACAGGUGUUGGAAAAUUCGGAAGGUGACAUCUGGUGACUUAUUAUGUCACCCCUGGCUCCAAAGCCAGUAUAGUUAUGGCAUCUUUUUCACACCCACUAGCGUGUCCAGAGCAAGCCACAGAAAGACAUCCAACCCCAGCAGCUAAGAGUUGGUCCAAAUGUUGAUUUGUGUGAAAUGAUUCUGUAGAAGGAUCCAGCUUUUAGGGAAGUCCAGUAAAGGAAGCAAGAAAUAGCUGCAGAGAACGUUUCCGCUGUCGGUUUUUGAGACACAGAUCUCUGGCCCCCAGAUUUAAAGAAGCUAAUGUUUUUUUGAUAUAACUACUUGCUAGGUCCUGGGUUCCUGAUGGUCUUCCUAAAAAUCGGAAUCUUUACAACUGGAAUUGAAGUUCUAUUCUAGGGGCUAAUGUUCUGAGGAACACAGGUUCCACCGUUCAAAUUAAUAUUCAUGUAUUUUUUAAAUGGUGCAAUCACGGGUGUCUGACAGGAUUGCAAAGAAUGAAGUCACAUAUUUGAGAGAGAGGUCGUCUAGAGUUGGUUAGAGAAACUCCCAGAGUAAACAGCACUGUAUUUUGAUCAGACCUUUCAUUUUGUGCUAAUGGCCAGUGCCAAGUUGUUGCAUCUGAAAGGGAGACCAGUUCCAUUUGUCAUUAAGAAAUGUGCAGUCUUAAAAAGCAGGCUUGCUUAACAUCCCUGCAGGCAUACAAUGGGGUGAGUACCAGUCAACACCCAUUCAUGGAGAGCCUACUGCGAGCCAGGCACAGUGCAGAGUAGCAAAGAAUCCAUGUUUAGCACGACGCUGGUGAGGACGUAGAAACGUGUUGGGUUUUGAGGAAGAUAUAGUUCGAUCUUCGUCUAUGAAGAUGACUCACCAUAGCUUGCUGCUGGCUAGAGACAGAAACAUGUUGGUUGGUUUGUUUGUUUUCAGCCUUUUUAACACACUCCUCUGCCCGGUGAUUUCUUUCCGAGUGUCAUGAGAUGACGAAGAGGCAAUGCGGGCUGUAGUGCCUAGGAUGUGGUCAGCUCUCUCAGUCAGUGCUUGGCGAUGGUUAAAAGUUCCUCUCCCAUCGCCCCCCCCCCCCCCCCCCCGCCGCCCCCCGCAGCCUUUAAGUAAGUGGUCCUAAGGCCAACUUGAGGAGUAGUUGAUUCAGCCCAGGUCUUGCAGGGCCUUUCGCAAAGAAUUCAGUAUCCUGGGUUCUGGGCUCCCUGACUGAUCAGCCGAGGAGAGGAAGUGAGGGGGAGGUGAGGGGAGUCCUUGUCAGGAGUCUGCUGUUGUUUCUCUUUGGACAUAAAUGUCCCCAACUUGGCUGAGGUGUCAAUAAGUCCACCAUCCGCUUGCUUGCCGAAUAGAAAAUGUAACCAGUCCCACCCAGUGCUAGACUUGGGGACUUUUAUUUAUUAUUAUUUUUUUUGACAAAGACAUGUACUUCCUUAGAUUCUUAAAGGUAAAACUUGGAAGACAGAAGGAGCCAUCUAAAUGGGGCCGUUGUUCAACUUCUGAGUUGUUUUGAGGGAAUUCUUUAAACUUGCUUGAGGGGACCUACUUGGCCACUGCAGGAAGUCAUUGUGAAUAAAUGGUUGGCAGGGUAUCCUCGUGGGAGCUGAGGAGACAACUUCUGUCCUUUGUCACUUUGGACUGUAAGAGAAAUAGUUGCGAAUGUUGCGCCUUCUCUUUGAGGUUGUUCUGGGGACAGUUCCUCUUGAUGACACAAAGGUCAUUCCCAGCUUUGGAGGUCAGUGUUAGGUCAUAAGGUACUGCAUUUAGUAAAGGGAUCCGUCUACCAACUUCCUGCGAAGAUAUAAACUGCACAGUGUUUCUUAAACUUGUUUCUUAAACUUUUUAAAAUAGAUGCCAAGAGUACGUAGAUCUUUAUAAAUAUAUAUAUAUUUAUAAUGUUUCCAUAUCAGCCCCAAUUCCCCCCAUAGUCAUUAAGUCUACUGAAGUGGGGAACAGCAAGGCUAUUGGAGGGAUUAUAAAGCUUUAAAAACUGAAUUUUUCAGAUGUUUCUAGCUGAGUCAAUAGGUUCCUUUUUUUAUUUUUAUUUUUUAAAUCAUACUAGUCUUUUGAAGUGUAAAUCUGGUAACAUUCUGUUCUUGUAGUGUUUUUGUUAUUUUUUUUCUUCAGGUUAAUUACCCAAAGCCUCAUCCAUCCUCAAGAUUUUUAAAUUUUAUUCUUAUUUUUUAAUUAAUGGGGCAUUGUGUUUGUGAAUUUUUAAAAUAUUAAUGUUUUAUUUAAGUGCCAUGCUGAGCAGUUGUUCUCUGCACAUGGUAACCAAAAGUUAGAGAUGUCGAUCAAUUUUGAUCAAUGUUUAGUGAUCCCAAACAUGUACUGUGUACAAAUGAAAUAAUAUGGCAUAUUAGCCAGGUGUGAUGGUUGUCUGAGGCACUUAAAUUAAGCUCAAUUCUGUAUUUUAUCAGGGCUCUGUCAUGUCCUUGAUCUGAAAUGUACAUACACAUUUUUGGUGUAUACUUGGUACUAGAGAUUCAUUUAUGCAAAUAUUCUUAUUCGAGAAGCCUCACAAUUGCUCAUGUUAAAGAAAAAAGAUGAAUUGUCCAGCCAGUGCCCAAAGAAAAAGUUUUAGGGAAGAUGACUCAGCUGUUUUGCCCAAAGACACCCUUCAGUAACUCCCACUGACCAGUCUUGGGAGCCGUCCCGGAAGGCUCAUGUGCUGAGAGAAGGAGAUGUUUUUUGCAAAAAGGAAAUGGAAGCUGAAAGAAGAGAGAAUGGAAGCAUGGAGGGGAGGGCGAAAUCUGAAGAAUUCAGGAAGAAGGCCUUAAGAGAGAAGUGAAGGAAGAGACGGGAGAAGGGCAGAUGGUGUGGAAAUCACAUGGGGGUGCAAGAGGUUUGGGUAGGAAACACAUUUUUAGGUAUGUGCUAUUUCAAACCAGGGGUCGCAAACUCAGCAGCCUGCAGAAGUAAGGCAGGGAGAUGAAUAUGGGAAGGGGUGGGUGGGUGGUGGGGACUGUGCCCAUCUUAAGUGGGGCAGCCAACGUUCAGCUCUGCUGGGAAAAGGGUAGGGAGAGGCCGGAAAUCAGGAUUUUCUUUCAAGUGGAACUUUCUCAUUUUUAAACAAAAUAAUUUUAGGGGCGCCUGGGUGGCGCAGUCGGUUAAGCGUCCGACUUCAGCCAGGUCACGAUCUCGCGGUCCGUGAGUUCGAGCCCCGCGUCAGGCUCUGGGCUGAUGGCUCAGAGCCUGGAGCCUGUUUCCGAUUCUGUGUCUCCCUCUCUCUCUGCCCCUUCCCCGUUCAUGCUCUG
Messenger RNA from Neofelis nebulosa (Clouded leopard), 5859 nucleotides. It is a transcript of the gene ITPRIPL2, whose product is annotated as ITPRIP like 2. Bases 896 to 2494 code for a protein of 532 amino acids. NCBI's taxonomy places the organism in Eukaryota, Metazoa, Chordata, Mammalia, Carnivora, Felidae. The transcript has a single exon. The record is from RefSeq and is a predicted model, not a curated record.